This is a messenger RNA of Lasiodiplodia theobromae, 1365 nucleotides long. Its product is annotated as tRNA m g methyltransferase domain containing protein. NCBI's taxonomy places the organism in Eukaryota, Fungi, Ascomycota, Dothideomycetes, Botryosphaeriales, Botryosphaeriaceae. Gene Ontology annotation, molecular function: tRNA binding. The coding region runs from base 1 to 1365 and encodes 454 amino acids. The record is from RefSeq and is a predicted model, not a curated record. Gene Ontology annotation, cellular component: nucleus. Gene Ontology annotation, biological process: tRNA N1-guanine methylation. The transcript has a single exon.
AUGGCCGACGACGAGAGACCUGCCAAGAUGCAGAAGAGGGAGCACAGCCCGCAGACCGAGGAGGCUGCCUUCGCGCAAACCGCUCAGCCUGCCGCCGCCAAUGGCUCAGAAGACAACACCACCACAGCCGCCGCCCAGCCCGACUCUGUGCAGACUGGCGCCGCGAACGAUAAUGACGAUGCCAUGAGCGUGGACGACAAUGCAGGCGACAAUGCCGAAGCCUCGACCACCGCCGCCGCUUCCUCCGACCAACCCGCCAAACCAGGCCCGCCGCCCGGCAUGACCAAGUCAGCAUGGAAGAAGAUGAAGCGACAGCAAGAAUGGGAGGCCGGGCGCGACGCCCGCAAAGCGCAGCGCAAGGAAAAGAACAAGGCGCGCAAGGAGCGCAAGCGCCAGGCGCACGCCAAUGGCGAGGACAACAACGGAGGGGCUCUCGACCACCCGCACAAGGACCAGCGCGAGGCGCAGCAGAAGCUUCGCAACCAGAAGGCUGUGCAGCUGCCUAUCACAUUCAUAUUCGAUUGCAGCUUCGACGAGCUCAUGAUGGAUAAGGAGAUGAAGAGUUUGGGGCAGCAGAUUACGAGGAGUUACUCGGAUAACAGGAAUGCGCCGUACCGCGCGCACCUGUGUAUCUCGAGCUUUGGUGGGACCUUGAAGGAGAGGUUCGACGGGCUGUUGAACCAGCAUUACAAGUCGUGGAAAGGUUUCAGGGUAUUUGAGGAGGAUUUCGUCGAGGUUGCAGAGAAGGCGAAGGAUUGGAUGAAGGAUUUGAAGGAGGGUGGUCGUCUGGCUGGGACGCUGGCUGAGAUCGCCGCUCGCGAGAAGAAGAAUGCUGCGGAAGCGGGCGAGAGUGCGGAGGUGACACCGAACAAUGAUAAGGAGGGAGAAAUUGUGUAUCUGUCGUCCGAGGGCACCGAGACUCUCAACGAGCUGAAGCCAUACAGCACCUACAUCAUCGGCGGCCUAGUGGACAAAAACAGAUACAAGGGUAUCUGCCACAAACGUGCCACCGAGCGAGGCAUCAAGACUGCGAAGCUGCCCAUUGGCGAAUUCCUGCAGAUGAACAGCCGCAGCGUAUUGGCGACGAAUCACGUCAACGAAAUCAUGCUGCAGUGGCUCGCUUGCGGUGAUUGGGGCGAGGCCUUCAUGAAGGUUAUCCCGAAGAGGAAAGGAGGCCAGUUGAGGAGUACGGGCGAAGAAGAUGACGAAGAGAAUGACCAGGAGAAUGCGGAAGCCGAGAUUGGUGAAGCUGCAACUGCGGAGGAGGCGAUAGACAAUACCCACGCUGAGGCAGGUUCUAGCACAACAGCAGCUGAGACAGCAGCCAACCAAGCCUCGGAGGCCGCAGAAGCCAAGGCUGAAUGA